AUGCAGCAAAUCGAUUUCACUUAUCACAUUACACUCUCUGACAAGCAACGCUGCAUAAACGGUAAACGACUUUUCUGGUGUUUUGAUGAUUCAACCAUUUUCCAUGGAAGAAAGAAAAAACGCAUGGAAACGGUAGCGAAGCUGCCGUCGAGUGAUCUUGGCUCAUGCCGUCUUACAUGUCGCUCUUUAAAUAGUCUUAUCGAGGGAAACUGGAACGCCUUAGAGCCGCGCUACAUCGGUAUCGUCGAGUUCACACCAAGUGGUGAUGUAUGGUGCUUGAGAGGAUCCAUGCGCUUUUAUUACAAGCGAAAAUUGGAAUAUUUCAACAACGUUGCCAUAUUUUUUCUCAUUUUGCUUUAUGGCGAACUAACGACCCCAAUGAUCCAGUCUCUCACGCAGACAUUGACUCAGUCGCGAAUAUCCAUCAGAAGGAUUGUCAUUUGCAACACUCCAUGUCGCUGUGAGGUGGAACACUUGUUAGCUCUCAUAGAAAGUGCACAGACAAAGUCUUUGAUUAUCGAUGUAUGCGGUAGGAUUGAUCUAGGAAAGAAGCUCUCAGUGGAGCCUUUAAUACAGAGACUCCAAACUGUGUUCAUAUAUUCAUAUGGAAGUGAGGCUAGUUACUAUAUGGCAGAACCCUUUUUCAAAUAUGACGCAAUCACUCUAGAGGAACUCGACGGACUGAUGGAAGUGUGGCACAUGGGAAGCAUAAAACUUCUACAUCUCCACAUGCCCUCAUAUGGCGAUUGGACAACAGAUACGAAGUCGGUUUUGAAGGCAGUAGGAAAAUCUUUUAGUGGUAUACGUGGGAAUGUACUCCUCAAUGACGAAGGACAGGGAUUUCGAGUUGAUGUAAAUGAUGGUCGUGUCACGUUUGCGUAUGUGGAAAAGAAACGUAAACAUCGUUCUCAUGUAUAGUUCUCAUCUGUGUGAUUGAUAUUGUGAAGGUAACCUGUGGAUAUAAGAUUUUCUAGUUUCUUAGCGCAUUCUAUAGUUGGCCCAAUUCCAGCAUGUAUGUGUUGAGUACCACUUUCGAGCCUACUCUCAGUGCAAGAACACAGUUAACACAUCUCGCUACUCUAUUCUUAUCUUUUGAAUAACGACUGCAACUUUUCACCCG
Molecule: messenger RNA, 1120 nt
Organism: Cylicocyclus nassatus
Lineage: Eukaryota; Metazoa; Nematoda; Chromadorea; Rhabditida; Strongylidae
Source: the annotation of a GenBank genome assembly